Messenger RNA from Pomacea canaliculata, 2005 nucleotides. Its product is annotated as U4/U6.U5 tri-snRNP-associated protein 2-like. Lineage: Eukaryota; Metazoa; Mollusca; Gastropoda; Architaenioglossa; Ampullariidae. Gene Ontology annotation, molecular function: zinc ion binding; cysteine-type deubiquitinase activity. The coding region runs from base 2 to 1687 and encodes 561 amino acids. The record is from RefSeq and is a predicted model, not a curated record. Gene Ontology annotation, biological process: mRNA processing; spliceosomal complex assembly; protein deubiquitination. The transcript has 14 exons.
GAUGUUUCGCUCCAUCAUUGAAAUAAUGGCGGCUUCCACGAAGCAUAGGAAGACGCCAGACAACUCGAAAAAGCGGAUAAUUUCACAUAUUGGAGAUGACGAUGAUGCUGUGCCUGUAAAACAACCAAAGGUUGACAGGAGUAGAUCAUGUCCAUAUUUGGAUACUAUUAACAGGUCUGUACUGGAUUUUGACUUUGAAAAGCUGUGUUCUGUUUCACUUUCCCACAUCAAUGUCUAUGCUUGUCUUGUGUGUGGAAAAUACUUUCAAGGUAGAGGCAACAACACUCAUGCCUACACCCACAGUGUUCUGGAGGGUCAUCAUGUCUUUCUUAACCUUCAAACACAGAAAUUCUAUUGCCUCCCAGAUAACUAUCAAAUCAUUGACUCAUCACUGGAAGAUAUAAUUUAUGUGCUUAAUCCAACAUUUCAAGCGGAACUCAUUUCCAAGUUAGACACUAACCCCAAGAUGUCUCGUGCUUAUGAUGGAACAACUUACUUGCCAGGUAUUGUUGGUCUUAACAACAUCAAAGCAAAUGAUUACUGCAAUGUUGUCCUACAGUCAUUAUCACAUGUAACUCCUCUGAGAAAUUAUUUCUUGCAAGAAGAAAACUAUUCCAAGAUAAAGCGGCCACCAGGGGAUCAGGCCUUUCUGCUGGUACAGCGUUUUGGAGAGCUUAUCCGCAAGCUGUGGAAUCCUAGAAAUUUUAAAGCCCAUGUCUCUCCCCAUGAGAUGCUGCAGGCAGUUGUUUUGUGCAGCAAAAAGCGAUUCCAGAUCACGCAGCAAGGUGAUGCCAUUGACUUCUUAUCUUGGUUUCUGAAUGCCAUGCACUCUGCUUUAAAUGGAACAAGAAAACUUAGCAGCAGCAUUAUAAGUCAAACUUUCCGAGGGAAAAUGUUGGUUUUCUCACGCAAGAUUCCACCGAUAGACUUGCCGGAACAGGAGAAAGAAAAACUUCUUCAGACAGAAGAAUACCAAACAUUAACAGAGGAGAUUCAGUGGCUCUACUUGACUUGUGACCUCCCAGCACCUCCUCUUUACCCUGACGAGCUGCGUGAAAACAUAAUCCCUCAAGUGCCUUUUGCAACACUUUUGGCCAAGUUCAAUGGAGUGACAGAGAAGGAGUAUAAAACAUACAAAGACAACACCAUCAAAUGCUUUCAGCUCACACAUUUGCCUCCAUUUAUCAUUUGCUAUUUCAAAAGAUUCACAAAAAACUAUUUUGUGUCAGAGAAGAACCCUACAAUUGUGAACUUCCCAAUAAAAAACAUUGAUUUUGGAGAAUUGCUCUCACCAGAGGUGAGAGCCACGCACAGACACACUACAUAUGAUCUGGUGGCUAACAUUGUACAUGACAGCGAACCAGGUGGAGGACAAGGAGGUACAUACAGAUGCCAUGUCUUGCAUAAGGCCACUGGAAAAUGGUAUGAAAUGCAAGACCUCCAUGUAGCUGACAUCCUACCACAAAUGAUCACACUGUCAGAGAGUUACAUUCAGAUUUAUGAAGUGCGAGAGGAUAUACCCAAUCCUUUCUACCAGCCACUGAGUGCACGAGCUUCCAAGCAGCAACAAGAAGUGAUGGAGGGCACGGGAAGAGAUGAUGUUGAUGUGCCUAUUGAAACAGAAGAGCCCAUGACCGACAUUAAUGAAAUUCCAAAGGAGGACAGCAGAGAACAAACAGAUUCUUGAUGCUUUUUUUUUUCAAAUAAUGUGAGGCUUACUGGUUGAAAAAUUUAUUGAAAGAACUUGUAUUCAAAUGCUGCUAUUCAAUGCUUGUUGCACUGAGCUUGUCUCAGAUUAAAAUUUCUUGACUUAAUUAUGACAGACCCUGAAGCAAGAGAUAUGGAGAUGUUAUGGAGAUAAGAGGUUGGGUAGUACCUAUAAAAAAUGCAUUUUAUGAAAAAGUAGGUAUUCUGAGCAGUUUUGAUACACAUUAAGAAUGUUUUAUUGUAAAAGUCCUUUAGAUGUCUCAUCCUCUUGACCAUUAAAAACUUCAUUACACAGUCA